CGUAUGGCGAUUUGCAAAGCUAGAAAAUAAAAGUUGAUUUUUAGUAGUUUAGUGCAUUUGGAUAUUUGCAUUAUUAUUUAUUUUUCUUUUUUAAAUUUAAUGAAAAAAAGAAAUCGUUGUUGUAUGAAAACAAUUUGAAAAAACUAUUGUAUUACUGAAUUGCGAAACUAUUUACAAAUACCUCUCACUGAUUAGACAAGAUACAGCGGGAAGAAUAGAGUAAGAACGAAGCCGCCAGAAAUAAGAUUGCGAAAAUGAGUGAUAUAAUUUAUCCUCAAGGCUGCAAGCCUUUAGUUGAAGACUUAGGAGCUGAUGAAUUAAUACGACGCCUGAAGACUUUGACACACACAUUGCAAGCUAUGGGCCAAGACGAUGGACUGUAUCAACAAUAUAUACCUCUAGCAUUACAUUUGGUUGAUGAACACUUUUUGCAACAUCCUUCUAAAGAUGUUCAGUUAUUAGUAGCAUGUUGCAUAGCUGACGUUUUAAGAGUUUAUGCACCUGAAGCACCUUACAAAGAUCAAGAAAAAAUAAAGGAAAUAUUUUUAUUUCUAAUCAAACAAUUAAACGGGUUAAAGGAUCCAAAAGAUCCUGCCUUUAAACGAUAUUUCUAUUUAUUGGAAAAUUUAGCAUACGUAAAAUCAUUUAACAUGUGUUUCGAAUUAGAAGAUUGCCAAGAUAUAUUUUGUAAACUUUUUCAGUUAAUGUUUAAAAUAGUAAACGAUGAACAUAGUGGCAAAGUAAAAACUUUUAUGUUGGAUAUAUUAAGUCCAUUAAUAACAGAAUCUGACAACGUAUCAUUUGAAUUGCUUGAUGUUAUUUUAAUCAAUAUUAUAGACCCAAAUACGGGACAAAAAAAAAAUGCAUAUAAUUUGGCAAAAGACUUAAUUAUAAAAACAAGUGAUACGCUGGAAGCUUACAUCAAACUUUUUUUUAAUCAAGUUUUCAUUUUGGACAAAGUUGAUCGAAACCUACAAAUCACUGCAAAAGUAUAUGAUUUAAUAUAUGAGUUAAAUGUUAUUAGUCCAAAAAUCCUUUACUUCGUAUUACCUCAACUAGAGUGCAAACUAAAAUCUUCAGAUGAAGCUGAAAGACUAAAGGCAGUAUCGCUGUUGGCACGUAUGUUUUCCGAAAAAAAUUCUACAUUGUCAAAAAGACACGGGCAACUAUGGCGACAAUUUGUAGGAAGAUUUUGCGACAUUGCUGUAGCUAUUCGUAUCAGAUGCGUCCAAAGCUCAAUGCAUUUUCUUUUGAAUCAUCCAAAUCUAAGGCGUGAUAUAAUAGAAACUUUGAAAGCUCGUCAGCAUGAUUCAGAUGAAAUUGUAAGGCAAGAAGUUGUUAUUUCAAUUGUUGAAACUGCAAAAAGGGAUUAUCACAUUGUGUCUGAAUCGAAAGAUUUAUUAGAAAUUGUCAAAGAACGUACUUUAGAUAAAAAGUUCAAAAUACGUAAAGAUGCAAUGUGUGGACUUGCCUUCAUCUAUAAGAAUUUAUUAUCGGAUACUAAUAUUUCGGAAGACACAAAACAUGCAGUUAAUUGGAUUAAAAACAAAAUAUUACAUGGAUAUUACAUGACAGGAAUAGAAGAUCGGUUGUUGGUGGAACGUCUUCUCAUUACAAGUUUGGUGCCAUACCAAUUGGCUCCUAUGGAUCGCAUGAAAAAACUGUAUAAAUUAUUAGGAACAAUAGAUGACAAUGCGACAAAAGCUUUUAUAGAGUUACAGAAAAAUCAAAUGAAAAUGCGAAAAUCUGUGGCAGAUUGGGUGAAAUUGCACAACGUUAAAGAACAAUCACCGAAAUUACACAAAGAAAUGAACGUUAAAUGUGCAGCCAUUUCAAAACUGUUACCAGACCCGAUCAAAUCGUUAGAGUUUUUAACUAAAUUUAGUGCACAUAUGAAAAAAGACCCUGAACUAUUAAAAGGAAUGGAAACUAUUCUGCGAAGAGAUGUUUCGUGCAAAGAAUGUGCUGACACAAUGCAAAUUGUACUGAAAAAAAUGGGACAGCCCAUUAUGACAAAUUUGUAUUACAAUAUAGUAAAAAUGUUAUUGGAGCGAAUAGCUUCCGUUAUGGUAGAUAAAGAUUCUAUUGGGGUGUUAGUAGAAUUGAUAGAAGAAUGUAUGAAAGGUGGCGAGGUUAUACAAGAAGUAGGAAUACCAUCUGAAUCUGCCGGAGAACGUGGACUUAAGCUUCUUACGGUUCUCUCGUAUAUUUUUUCCGCGCAUUUUCUUCACGAAUCGAUACUAAAACACAUGGUAAGCCUUCUAGGUUUGGAAAUUGAUUAUGCUGCACCGUAUAUUCUAAAAGCUUUUACACAUUUGGGAAGAUUUAAACCCUUAAUUGAAACGCACCCAAGCAUACUUGAGGAAUUAGUACCGGUUUGUAAAGAAUUUGCCUUAUCAGGAACACCAAAGCAAGCUAAGCAUGCUGUUAGAUGUGUUUAUGUUAAUACACAAAAAUCAGAUGAAGAAACUGUUAAUGAAAUAUUUCCUGAAAUUGUUGAUUCUUUUAAACAAACUUUAACGCCAGAAAAUACCAAUUUCAGAACAGCUAUUGUUUGCUUAGGUCACAUAGCCUAUAACAUGCCUCAAAAAUUUUUAACACAAAUCAAAAAUAUAAUAGCUCGUAAAAUUGUAAAAGAAUUAUUAAUACAAGAUGUAUCCGAUGACCGAGAAAACAUACCUAGUGGAGAAUGGUGUGAAGAAUCUGAACUACCCGAAGAAACUCAUUGUAAAGUUGAAGCAUUGAAAACUAUGGCAAGAUGGCUGCUUGGAUUGAAAAAUGAUGUUCCAUCAGCUCAAAAGACAUUCCGUAUGUUAAACGCUUUUAUUAAACAAAAUGGUGAUUUGUUAGAACAAGGUAGAUUAACAGCGGCUGAAAUGUCCUGGCUAAGAUUAACAGCUGGAAAAGCAAUGUUAAAAGUAUGCGAACAAAAAGGAGUUGGAGAUCAAUUUACUGCCGAACAAUUUUAUAAUUUAUCUAGAUUAAUGAUUGACCCAGUUCCUGAAGUUAGAGAAAUAUUUGCCAAAAAACUGCACAAAGGUUUAAGUAAAGGUUUACCAAACAAGUGUUUACCUUUAGAUUUUAUGGGAUAUUAUGCACUUGGUGGAAGAGAAACUGAAAAAAGAUUAUCAAAUUUAAUGAAAGGCUACAUAGAAGCUGAUGUAAAUAGAAGGAGAGAAUACGUGAAAUCUUUUGCUUCAGUUGAACGCGCCAUGAGUAGUUUACCUCAUAUUUUGCCUGAUUAUAUGCUCGUAUUCGCCGUUCCCGUGUUAACACAUGAUCCAAAUUACACCGACUAUGAAGAUCGUGCACAAUUAAAAGCAAUUGAAAAAUGCCUUUGGUUUAUUCUAGAACCCCUAAUUUCAAAUAAAGAGUUCUAUUGCGCAGGAUUUUAUAGAAAUAUUUUAGAUAGGAUAAAACACCACAAAGAUGCUUAUAAACCUGAAGAUGACAGUUACAACUUUAAAAUGUGGGCCAUAUGUGACGUCGCUAUUCACAUUAUAAAUAAUAAGUCAACAAAUUUUGGCACUAGAGAAUUUUCAGCAGAUGCAAGAAUACCCACAAUGUACUUCAAAUCACAAGGUGAUGAUUUCGUAAAUAACCGAAUCUAUAUACCUAUCGAUGUAUACACUAUGGUAAAUAAAAAACCACCAACAUCAACUUCAGCGGCAUUAGCAACUUUAAAUUCUGCAUCAGCUACUUCAAAUAAUAACAUUAACAAUAAUAAAAAGAAAAGUUUAAUAAGAUUUUCAGAUAGAAAUAGUAUUGAUCACAAAGAUGAUUCAGAGGAUGAGAGCAUGGACGAAUUAUUAGAUGAACCACCUGCUAAACGGAGAAGUAGUCCGACAUCAACUAUUCUCGGUGAUUAGCAAAAACAAUUUGCUUGGUUACAAUUAUGUUAAUUUAAAAACUAAUUUUAUUUUGUUCUUAUUUUUUAUAAGUGUUAAGUUAGUUUUUAAUAAAAAAAAGUUUCAAUUUUUUCUAGAUGAUAAUACAUUACAUAUUACAGUUUUCUUUUCUUCAUGUAUAUUAGAGUCAAUCUUUUUUAAGUACUCCUAACAUAUAAAUAUAUAAAAAAGGUUGAAAAUUUUAUUUAACAUUUUAUUUUUAUUAAUGUUUAAGAAAAGUUUAUGCAAAUGUGUGUAUUUAUAAAAACAAUUAAAUGAAACUAUUGCUAAUG
Molecule: messenger RNA, 4180 nt
Organism: Condylostylus longicornis
Lineage: Eukaryota; Metazoa; Arthropoda; Insecta; Diptera; Dolichopodidae
Gene: pds5
Product: sister chromatid cohesion protein PDS5 homolog B-B
Exons: 14
Coding region: 255-3869 (1204 amino acids)
Biological process (GO): DNA repair; mitotic sister chromatid cohesion
Cellular component (GO): nucleus; chromatin
Source: RefSeq, a predicted model, not a curated record